Messenger RNA from Nicrophorus vespilloides, 1815 nucleotides. RefSeq names its product protein Cep89 homolog (gene Cep89). The record is from RefSeq and is a predicted model, not a curated record. NCBI's taxonomy places the organism in Eukaryota, Metazoa, Arthropoda, Insecta, Coleoptera, Silphidae. The transcript has 5 exons. Gene Ontology annotation, cellular component: ciliary transition fiber; centriole. The coding region runs from base 1 to 1815 and encodes 604 amino acids. Gene Ontology annotation, biological process: mitochondrion organization; cilium assembly; chemical synaptic transmission.
AUGCUUCCAUUCUUCAAAAUUAUCGGAGGUGACAAUAUGCAACAGCAUCAGCAGCACGAUAUUCCUGUGAAACCGAAGAGAAACAGGAAAAUCGAGGUUCCUGUGCAUAAAUCGGACUCGAGAAAGAAAUGCGGUGCCAAUGCAGAUGCCAUCAAGUGUUCCCCAACAAAAGUACAAAUACACCAAAACCCCGACGAACUGAUCGAGACUUCCAGCAGAAUAAGCAGAAGGAUCCUGUCGAGAGAGAACGAGCGUCUUUUGAACGCGAAUCAGGAAUUGGUCAACGCCCAGGAUCACCUCUCCAAGAAGAACUGUAAGCUAAAAGAGAAGUUGAACCAAGUGAUAGGAGCUAAUGAGGAAUUGGCCAAUGAGAUCAACUUAUUUAAAGCUCAAUACGAAAGUUUGGCGGUGCAAUUCGCUCAAUACAGAAACGAAAUGGAGAAGCCAAAAGUUUGUGCAACUUGUUUAGAUUUAAACGAUAGCUUGGAACAAACCAAGCGAGAAUAUGCAGCUCUUAAGAAAAGUAAUCAAGAGUAUCUUGAGGAUUGCAACAUGCUGAAGAACGUAAUAUAUCGUCUCAACAUGCAGUUGGAGAGAUACCAACAGAAACUGCAGACGAACAACUUACCCACAAGCCAAGAAAGCGAAGGGGAGAUAAUUGCACUUGGCGACGGUCACUAUGGUCACAAACACUCUCCAAUAACUUGGGGUAAAGUGAACGCUCAUACUUUAGCCCCAUUAUUAAAUGCUUACCAAGAAACUAUAGCAGAAAAGGAAGAGAUAAUUGAGAGUUACGAAACGGAAAUGGUGCGGUUCACAGGUAAACUGAAGGAAGUAAUUAAAGAAAACGAAAAUCUUUACACGAAACUAACCGAAGAUUCGGAAUGUAGCAAAGUUCUCAGCACGCAAAUCGAUCAGUUAAAGGAUGAACUUAAAACCACAAAAGAUCAGAACGACUUGCUAAUUAAAAAGUGCGCUUUGAAGCAAGAUAAAAUUGAAGAAAUUCUCAAAUGCUACGAACAAAAAGAGCGGGAUUAUGCAGUUCUCCACGAUCAAUAUUGUAAAUGUAAAUCGGAAGUUGCGGUAAUCAAAGAAAAGAAUAAGUCUUUAGUGGAUGCUCAGGACGAUUUUAAAAAUGAACGAAACCAAUAUAUCCCCAUCACCGUUCAUAACGCAAGCGUCAAUGAAUGUAAAAAAUGGUAUGAAGAGUUGAAAAUACAGUAUGAGAAUGAAAAAACUAAGUUGAGAGAGUGCAUAGAUCAACUAAAAGAACAGAUCAAUGAGUUUAAUUUAAAGAUAUCGGCGAUGAAUGUAGAGAAAGCUGAAGGCGAGCAAAAAUUAAAGAAUUUUGAAAAGCACAUGAAAAAAGCCGAAACUAAAUAUUUGGAAUUGGAGCAUACGCUGAACGAGGUGCAAUUAUCGCGAAGCGCUUGUAGAAAGCAACUGCACAAAGCUAUGAAUUUCGCUAAAGAUUUGGUCACUGAGCAGGAAUCCUUGUUGAAGGCUUUGAAUCAAAGACAAUUGGAGAACAAAGCCGUUAAAAAGAUUGGCUCGGAUAUAGCGAGUCGGAUGGAUAUACUUCGGAAUGAAUUGAAGUCAGUUCAAAAGGAAGCAUGGCAUGAAUUAUCUACUGUGGAAGAGCGAUUGCAAGAACAAGAUUGUAUAAUUACGAAUAUGAAGGAAGAUCACGAGCUGGAAGUGCAGCGAUUGAAGCAGAUAAUUAGAGAGAAGGAUAAUAAUUUGUUGGUGAGAGAUAGGUCCUCCGUCACGUCUGGAAAUUAUCUGUUGCAUAAUGAUAGAAAUGUACAUAAAUGA